This is a messenger RNA of Alosa sapidissima (American shad), 1880 nucleotides long. It is a transcript of the gene pou3f2a, whose product is annotated as POU class 3 homeobox 2a. Gene Ontology annotation, biological process: regulation of transcription by RNA polymerase II; brain development. The transcript has a single exon. The coding region runs from base 61 to 1239 and encodes 392 amino acids. Gene Ontology annotation, cellular component: nucleus. The record is from RefSeq and is a predicted model, not a curated record. Lineage: Eukaryota; Metazoa; Chordata; Actinopteri; Clupeiformes; Clupeidae. Gene Ontology annotation, molecular function: DNA-binding transcription factor activity, RNA polymerase II-specific; RNA polymerase II cis-regulatory region sequence-specific DNA binding.
CCAGAGAGCCUCCAGUGGCUUAACAGCGGAGAGGUGUCCGUCAAGCGCGCGGGCCCUUUAAUGCAUGCGAUCACUCUGGCUCCGGGAGCUAUGGCGACCACAGCGUCUAACCACUACAGCAUCCUGACGUCCAGCGCAUCCGCCGUGCACUCGGAGCCCGGCAGCAUGCAGCAGGCAGCUGCGUACCGCGACACGCAGAGCCUGCUGCAGAGCGACUACUCUCUGCAGAGCGCACACCCGCUCGGCCAUGCUCAUCAGUGGAUCACGUCGCUUUCGCACGCCGAGGGGGCGCCGUGGCCCUCGAGCCCCCUCAGUGAACAGGACAUUAAGCCCGCGCUGCAGGGGGACCGGGAGGAGCUGCAACACUCGCCCGGUUUGCAGCAACAGCAGCAGCAGACGCAGCCUACACACCUGCUGCAUCAACCAACGGCGCACGGGGGGACCCAUCACGACUCACGGUCGUGGAGGGCGACCACUACCACCACAACUCACUUAACGAGCAUGGCGACGUCAAACGGCCAGGGCAUGGUUUAUACGCAGCCGGGCUUCACCGACCUCGGGUCCGCCGACGAGCAGGGGCUGCACCAUCACACGCUCCAGGACGCGCACGAAGACCACCACAGCCCGCACCUCAGCGACCACCAGCAGCCCCUUCACGUGCACCAGCAACAGCACCCGGGUCACCACGAGCAGUCGGAUGAAGACACGCCGACCUCGGACGACCUGGAGCAAUUCGCCAAGCAGUUCAAGCAGAGGCGAAUCAAAUUGGGCUUCACUCAGGCGGACGUCGGGCUGGCGUUGGGCACGCUCUAUGGCAAUGUCUUCUCGCAGACCACCAUUUGCAGGUUCGAGGCGCUGCAGCUGAGCUUCAAAAACAUGUGCAAACUCAUGCCACUGCUGAACAAGUGGCUCGAGGAAGCGGACUCCACGUCCGGCAGUCCCACCAGCUUGGAUAAGAUUGCAGCACAGGGCAGAAAGAGGAAAAAACGGACUUCCAUCGAAGUAGCUGUCAAAGGGGCUUUGGAGAGUCACUUCCUCAAAUCGCCCAAACCCGGAGCUGCGGAGAUAACCACGCUGGCGGACAGUUUACAGCUGGACAAGGAGGUGGUGCGAGUCUGGUUUUGUAACAGGCGGCAAAAAGAGAAGCGCAUGACAACCCCGUGUGGACCGCUCCCUGGUGCGGAGGAUGCCUACGGGGACACCCCGCCUCACCACGGAGCCCAGACUCCGGUUCCGUGACACACGAGCACGGACGGCGAAAGGAAUGUGUGCAAAAAGAACAUGCAGAACCAUCUCUUUGUUGUCUCACUCACGGACCCGUUAGCGGAGAGCGAGAGAGCUCGCCACACGAGCCAGUUAAUGAGCGUACGUGAAUUUGAGACAGGCAAGACAUUUGUACAACCCGUGGUAGGUGUAAGUGAUGUGAGGCAAACAAUACAAGGAAUCGAUUCACAAACACCAACGCCACAAGACACCAAGAGCUUUUCUGGUGUGGAGUGGGUGGAAGCCUGUCUUGAUGGAGACGAGUGACAAGCAGACGCUAUUACACGAUGCACUGUGCCAGUCCAAUUUCCAUGUUUGUUUGCCCGGUUUGCGUAGAAUGAACGACCCGAAAGCUGUGAGAAAAGAGGCGGGAGCUGCGUUGGGUACCUCACGCCAUCUUUCCUUCAUAUCAACAGGAUUGCACGGGACCAGCACUGGCGACAAUACUGUCACUUAUUUGCCUUCAUUGACGAUGCGAUAAAACUAGUGAAUUAUUAUUAUUAUUAUUGGGUUGUAAAAUGAAUGUAAAUGUCCUUCAAUUUACAGAGGGUCUCCUAAAUUCACACGCUCUCAGCCUACCUUGGAAUUUGUUCAAAAUCUCUCUCUCUCUCUCUCUC